UUCUGUUCUUCUGUUUGUAUCCAUAGAUUUUGUUGUCUCACGUGUACUUGAGUUCUGCAUCAUUUUUGAUCCUGGUUGUGUGUCAAUCCUCCCAGUAACUCCUAAAUCUCUUCCUGGUUCUUCGCUUUAUUUUGCCCAUUUUAUGCGUAGCAUAUACAACAUUGUUGUAUGCUAUAGUGAUAGAUGAUGCAUUGAUCUUCCCCGCAAAAAUGUCAAAUUGUUCUGUGUUACAUUACAAAUUUACAACAGUUUCAGUUGUAACUAUAAAACGCUAGUUCCAUGUCAUACCAUUGCUCUUGCAUUUUCCUCGUUUUAGAGGUCUCAAACCUUCUUUCUACUUUGUUCCCACAAAAUUGAAAGAAAGUAAACUCGUCAUCUUAGAACCUUUAAAUCUUGCACAUUUCACCCCCAAGGCCAAUUUAAAAAUUGGCUUUGAUUAAGUUUCUUCUCAUAGUUGGUAGAAUUCAUCUUCCAAUAUUUUAAGUAUGGUUUCACAAGAUUCGCCGUCAAAUCCUAAUACAAGUAUCUUACACCAGUUCAUCAUUUCAAACUCCAUUGCUAGCCAAAAUCAGUUUGGUGGGGAACAUUUUGAUGCUUAUGCAAAUGGUUUGAGUGGAGGGAGUACAUAUGAUUCACUUGGUUCCACGCCUAGCCUUCAGUGUUUCGGGGAAAGGAUUCCCAGAUCCAUAGAUAUUGUCAAUGCUCCUCAGCUGACUGACGAAUCUGAUGUUAACCACCCUAGACAUCUCAUGGAUCUUCUUGGGGCAUCAAAUGAGGCUAAUUACCACGCCCAGAGGCUGUCACUGUCCCUAGGCACCCGUACACUCGUUUCUCCCGUGGCUGGAAGGCAGAGAACCUUGAAUUCUACUCUCGUGGAUCCUGGAUACAUAAUUUCUGGAGACAAUGCAAGAGAAGCUUGCAAUCCCCGCGGCGACAGCAUAAACAGUAGUUACUCUUUUGGAGGAAGUGUUUUUGCUGCAUCUUCAACUUCGCCAAAUCAUCAAUCCUCUUGCAUCUCCUACGGAACUGAAGCUCUGGUUGUUGCCAUUAGCAAUUCCAAAUAUCUGAGACCUGCUCAGUGGCUUCUGGAUGAAGUGGUUAAGGUUGGAAGCAAGGCCAUUGACUUAAGCAAUGAGAAAUAUGCUAGGAGAUUAUCCAGCAGCAGCAAACGGGGCUCUUUGAAACUUCGCUCUGAAAUAAAUUUGGAGUUUCCUAACAAUGAAGUAUUCACCGAGAAACAUGAACUUCAAGCCAAGCUUUUAAAGCUCAUUGCGUUGCUGGAGGAGGUGGAAAGAAGGUAUGAGCAAUAUUAUCACCAUAUGGAUGAGUUGGUGUCAUCAUUUGAGAUGAUAGCAGGCUUAGGAGCAGGUAAAUCAUACACUGCUCUUGCACUUCAAGCAAUGUCCAGGCAUUUCUGCUGCUUAAGAGAGGCAAUUUUAUCCCAAAUUUAUGUCACAAAGCGAAAGAUAUCAGAAGACAUGCCAAAAAUUAGCUCGGACAUGUCGCAGCUUAGCUUGUUUGAUCAAGAGAAUAGGCACAGCAGAUUGUCUCUACAACAGCUGAGCAUGAUCCAAAGCUCAAGACAAGCAUGGAGACCAAUCAGAGGACUACCAGAAACUUCAGUGGCAAUUCUUCGGUCUUGGCUUUUCGAACAUUUUCUACAUCCCAGUUACCCAAAUGACUCCGAAAAGCUAACAUUGGCAUCACAAACGGGCCUGUCAAAGAAUCAAGUUUCUAAUUGGUUCAUAAAUGCCCGAGUUCGGCUGUGGAAGCCAAUGAUCGAAGAAAUGUACAAGGAGGAGUUUGCGGAGUCUUUUGUUGAAUCCAAUCCAUCAAUAUCCCGUGAAGGUUUUGCAGAUUCUGCUGAGGACUGAAAAGCAGAAAGAUCUAAUUGCGGGCAGUAAAAUGGCAUAAAAGAACAAAUAAUUGAUGUUUGUCAUGCUCUGAAGCCUAGACAUCUUGGAGGCUAUUCAGUCACUGAUCUGGACCAUGUUAUAUAUGUAGGCAGCAUUUCCAGGAAGAAGUUUUGAUGAACAAGACAUGGAGGCCAGUGACAUUUGACAUGAUGGAACAGGAUAAUGCUCCUGGACAAUUGCUGGCUAUGACUGUCAUUUUUGGAAUGCUGAGGAAAAUGCAGACAGAAAGGAUAUCUUAGUCCUGUUGAUAUCCGGAAUUGAUGGAUUAGUCAAUGCACUUGGAUUUCCUCAAAACUCUUCUUGUGAUGUAAAAUCUCUUCUCCAGUACAUGAAAUGACAUGUAUUCCCUUCCUACCUUUUUUGGUCAAAAAUAGUAAA
Molecule: messenger RNA, 2294 nt
Organism: Coffea eugenioides
Lineage: Eukaryota; Viridiplantae; Streptophyta; Magnoliopsida; Gentianales; Rubiaceae
Product: BEL1-like homeodomain protein 11
Exons: 5
Coding region: 486-1874 (462 amino acids)
Biological process (GO): regulation of transcription by RNA polymerase II
Molecular function (GO): RNA polymerase II cis-regulatory region sequence-specific DNA binding; DNA-binding transcription factor activity, RNA polymerase II-specific
Source: RefSeq, a predicted model, not a curated record